Molecule: messenger RNA, 2614 nt
Organism: Poeciliopsis prolifica (blackstripe livebearer)
Lineage: Eukaryota; Metazoa; Chordata; Actinopteri; Cyprinodontiformes; Poeciliidae
Gene: adck5
Product: aarF domain containing kinase 5
Exons: 15
Coding region: 86-1891 (601 amino acids)
Source: RefSeq, a predicted model, not a curated record
ACGGAGACGGAAGUAGACGGGCGAACUCCAUCUUGGACUCGCCGCAGAGGCUGCUCUUUGAAGCGACCAUUAUGCUAGUAGCCAAAUGAGGUGCUGCGGCUGGCUGGAGGGCAAACCUGCGGCCGCUACUCGCCUCUGCUGCAAAUCACUGCGGGGAACCAUGACAGGGGAAACCUCGAGAGUGCUUAGAUUAUGCAAUCGUCAUCUGGCUCUCCUGCGAAGACAUCCACACUGUGGCCGAACAACCAGAUCCCUCAGCGUGGUCAGGCCGGCGAGGCGAAGGGGUCUGUUUUGGAAGACCCUCCUCGGUCUCUCUGUGGGUUUUCCCCUGGCGGCGGGCGUGAAGUACGCCGCUGCAGAGCCGAAGCAGAGAAGGAGGAUGAGGAUUGCGGUCGAGGGAUUUGGUCGUUUCUGCAGGUCUCUCUCUGUAGGGAUCUCCAUCUCCCUGGAUUACUGGUGGACCACCAACGUGGCUCUGCGCGGGAAGGAUGAGAGCAGCACAUCCUACUUGUCUGAGAUGUCAGCCUGCCACCAGAGGGCAGCAGAUUACAUAGUGGAAGGAGCUGUAAGGAACGGAGGGCUGUACAUUAAGCUGGGGCAAGGACUCUGUUCCUUCAACCACCUGCUGCCCCCCGAAUACAUCCGCACGCUGCAGGUCUUGGAGGACCAAGCCUUAAACCGGAGGCUCAAGGAGGUGGACGCUCUCUUCCUGGAGGACUUCAACAAAACCCCCGAGCAGCUUUUCAAGACCUUCGACUAUGAGCCCAUCGCGGCGGCCAGCUUGGCUCAAGUUCACAAGGCGGAGCUCUGUGACGGGACUCCUGUGGCGGUGAAGGUGCAGUACAUUGACCUGAGGGACAGGUUCGACGGGGACAUCAGGACUUUGGAGAUCCUGCUGGAUAUAAUCAAAUUCAUGCAUCCCAGCUUUGGAUUCCGAUGGGUCCUUAAGGACUUGAAGGCAACUCUGGCUCAGGAGCUGGACUUUGAGAACGAAGCCAGAAACUCAGAGAGGUGCGCCGAGGAGCUGAAGCAUUUCCACUUUGUUGUUGUUCCCAAGGUCUUCUGGGAGCAAACCAGUAAAAGGGUGUUGACGGCCGAGUUUUGCAGCGGAUGCAAAAUCAACAACGUGAAAGAAAUCAAGCAGCAAGGAAUAAGUCUGAAAGACACGGCUGACAAACUGAUCCGAAUAUUUGCAGAGCAGAUAUUCUACACCGGCUUCAUCCACGCCGACCCUCAUCCCGGAAAUGUUUUGGUGAGGAAAGGUCCAGAUAAGAAGGCCGAGCUGGUGCUGUUGGACCACGGCUUGUACGAGUUCCUCAGCGAAACAGACAGGGAGGCUCUGUGUAAACUGUGGCGGGCUACUGUCCUGAGAGACAAGGAGGGGAUGAAGACGUACUCCGAUGCUCUGGGGGUCAAAGAGUACUUCCUGUUCUGCGAGAUGCUGCUGCAGCGCCCCAUCAACAUGCGGACGCUAGCCCUGUCCAACAUCCUGAGCCGGGAGGAGACGGCCUACAUGAGACAAAUGGCCAUCAACCGCUUCGAGAGCAUCAUGCAGGUGCUGAAGUCCAUGCCCCGGCCCAUGCUGCUGGUGUUCCGGAACAUCAACACGGUCCGGAGCAUCAACAUCGCUCUGGGGGCCCCGGUGGACCGCUACUUUGUCAUGGCCAAAUGCGCGGUGCGAGGCUGGGGGAAGAUUCAGGCGGAUAAGACAGGAAUCCUGCCCAGGUUACGAAUCAUCCGCUGGUGCAGGUCGACAUGGGAGAGCUUCAAGUUUCAAGUGGCUUUGAGGUCUGAGAUGGCCAUUAUGAGACUGACCCGCACCUGCCUGCGGCUGCUGGAGAUCUUGGGUCUUGUUACUCUGGACGCCGAAGUCUAUAGUUACCUGAUGUAGUUGCUGACAUCCAACAGCAGGAGGAGCCGCUCCAAGUACAAGCCAAUAUACCAUCCCUUUCAGGGUCUCCUUAGCAACCCGGGGGUAUAAAUCGAUGCUGCCGACUUCACAUUUUUAGCCAAAUGACAUUCAGGGUCAGGAUGGCUGAGAAUCCAAAGAAGCUCUGCGUAAAGAGCGAAGCACUGAGCCCAGCUCCAAGACAACUGAAUGAGACAGCCAAUGACCAUGAUCUGAGUGUAUUUAAGGGUAAUGUUUUUUUUUUUUUUUGUCCACUUGUGUUUAGAGGAGCAGUACAGUGACUUUUGUUUUUUAAAGUUGUAUGUUGGGAGUCUGAAAAACUCAUCCUUUUCUUUUUGCGGUGCACUGUUUCUGGCUGAUCUUUUUUUCUUUUUCUUUUCCUGAAAAGUGGCCAAGUCGACAAUAAUUGUGAGUAUUGUUAAUUGCACACGUUGAGACGCGACCUGGAUGACUUUCAUUUUCGGCCGAUCACCGAUCUCCCAAAAUGACGUAAAUCUGGGCCGACUUCCUGGUUCUCCUGUGGUCAUCUAGUCGAACUCGAUCUUUGCAUUUUAAACUGAUUUGUCUGUGAGCUGAAGAAGUGUGAAACUACCGGAUAGAGAGCCAGCAGAGCUCUCAAUGAAGGCUAAAGGAACAAUCCACUAAAUAGAAUGCUUGUUUUUUUGUUUUUUUUUUUACGUGACAAUAAAAUGUUCUACCUCUCCA